AUGAAUAAUACAAAGAGAUCAUCAUCGUCAUUUCCACAAAUUAAAAUCCCAUUCCCACCUAUAAUUAACCUUGCAGAAUUACUUCAACCAAAUAAAUCUUUUUCUUUGUUUGAUGAACCACACAAACCAUCACGUGCCCCUAACGCAUUCAUUAUCUAUCGUAAAGUGUUUGUUAAAGUUGCUCGUGAUGAAGGUCAUAAUCUCCCAAUGACUGCAAUCUCUUCUAUGGCCUCGAUUUCAUGGGAACAAGAGCCUGAGGAGGUUAAAGCGGAAUACAAACGUAUUUCAAAAGAAGCUCAUUUGAAAAAGAAGGCAAUUAAAUUGGAAACAACAAAUAAAGAAGACAUAUUAAAAUUCUUGGAGUGGCUGAAAUAA
Entrophospora sp. SA101 is the source of this 375-nucleotide messenger RNA. The record is from the annotation of a GenBank genome assembly. Lineage: Eukaryota; Fungi; Glomeromycota; Glomeromycetes; Entrophosporales; Entrophosporaceae.